GUAUUUAGUACAAUAAUCGUUCAUUGAGUAAAGUAGCACCAUCGAAUGUGAUAAAUUAAAUUCAAAAUACGCGAAUUUAAACUUUGAAGAAGAUCAAGCUGAUCGUUCAUAUAUGUAUAAAUUUUUGGAUGUCAUCUGGUCGUAAUGACCUCCUACUUAUCUGUGGAGGCAUAAGCUAUUAAGUAAAGAAGAAGAAAAGUGAAUAAAAAUAAAUGAGAACAAAUAAUGAGAGUGCAAUGAGUGCGAAUAUGAAGGAGACAGUGCAUAAUUUGAGCAACGUCGUGAACAACGAGCAUGUCCACGAGAAUGAAAAGCAGGCAGUCAUCUCUGAGGAGUUGUCAGCCAAGCAGAAGUUGAGAAGCUGGCUGAAUCGACAUCUACGUAUUGAAAUGACAGAUGGUAGAGUGUUGAGAGGAGCAUUCUUGUGUACAGAUCGUGAUGCCAACGUUAUUUUGGGCUCGUGUACCGAAUAUUUAUCUACGGAGCACACAGAAGCAAGAGUCUUAGGCUUGGUGAUGGUGCCUGGUCGACAUAUUGUCUCAAUUCAUUUAGAUGUUUGAAGCUGCUCUUGCACAUCUGUAAAUAUUCUUCCAAUGUUUAUUUAUUAUAUU
Messenger RNA from Cyphomyrmex costatus, 611 nucleotides. RefSeq names its product LSMD1 domain-containing protein Sbat (gene Sbat). Gene Ontology annotation, molecular function: RNA binding. Lineage: Eukaryota; Metazoa; Arthropoda; Insecta; Hymenoptera; Formicidae. The record is from RefSeq and is a predicted model, not a curated record. Bases 213 to 560 code for a protein of 115 amino acids. The transcript is spliced from 3 exons. Gene Ontology annotation, cellular component: NatC complex.